Messenger RNA from Fusarium coffeatum, 828 nucleotides. RefSeq lists its product as uncharacterized. The transcript is spliced from 2 exons. NCBI's taxonomy places the organism in Eukaryota, Fungi, Ascomycota, Sordariomycetes, Hypocreales, Nectriaceae. The record is from RefSeq and is a predicted model, not a curated record. Bases 1 to 828 code for a protein of 275 amino acids.
AUGGCGUACCACGACAACACCAGAUACAACGACUACGGCACCACGUCCGAGCGCCCAACGGGUCUCUUGACUCGCUUCGUCCCCGAUAAGCUCAAGCACUCGGGCCUCUACCGUUGGUUUCUCCGCUUGACACGUGUUGGACAAUUCCUCUCGUCGAUCAUCUCCCUCGGCCUUUUCUCCGCUCGUCUCAAGAAAGUCUACAACAUCGUUAAUGUCAUCAAGACCCGACGUGGCGUCAACGCUGCCUUUGGCGCGGUUGAGGGUAUUCUCGCUGCCGCUGCCUUGUACACUCUUGUCGGCAUGAUCAUGUCUCUGCUUCUCAAGGGUGGUGGUCCUCGAUGGCUUCGCUGGCUCUGGGUUCUUCUGGAUAUUGCCUUUGUUGGAGGUUUCAUUGCUGUGUCUGUUCUCACUCGACCUAAUGGUGGUCCGGCUGGCCCAAGACGUUGCUAUGACGCACAGGGUAUUUCUGGUGUUUUCCAGAAUAAUUCCAACACUACUGAUGACAGCUGCAACUUGCCCUGGGGUACUUUUAUUCUCGCUAUUCUUAGCACUCUCAUGCAUGCUGUUACUGCUUCCUUCCACGAGAUCAAGGAGCGCCGCAAGGAGCAUCACGUCGAAAAGCAUCCCGAGCCUGUUCACCAAGACCCUUACGUCCAGCCUACCAACGUUCCCCAAACCCACGCUCAGCAGCCCCAUGUUGCCCAGCCCCAUGCGGAGCCAGGUUACCCUGCGCACCACAACGUUCAACCUGGCCAUGUUCAACAGGGUCAUAUGCAGCCCGGUCAUACCCAGCAAGGACACGUUGGUCACAACACAGCGGCCUACUAA